Molecule: messenger RNA, 441 nt
Organism: Endocarpon pusillum Z07020
Lineage: Eukaryota; Fungi; Ascomycota; Eurotiomycetes; Verrucariales; Verrucariaceae
Exons: 1
Coding region: 1-441 (146 amino acids)
Source: RefSeq, a predicted model, not a curated record
AUGGAUCAAUCGACUCUCCAAGACGGCCGCAAAACAAAGAUUUCUGAGCCAAAGCACACGGGCAAUAACAACGGCAGUCAGGAAGAGGCGUCGAAGCACACCUUCAAGGCUACACAGAGCAACACUGGGCACAUUUCAGAUCCCAGCUAUAAUGAUGCUCCUGAAGGCAACUUACUCGCUCGGAACUUGCCCCAUCCUAUCACGAGCAAACGUCUGGUUCUUGUUGACCGAUCGGGGUUCGCGGAGCCACGAAGACUUGCUGCCAGUGCUGUCACCCGGGACAACCUUCGCCAACAGCAGUCUCUGCUUGCUGCACUGACUCCAAUGACACUAUGGGAGUCCGAAUCGAUGAAGACUGGCGUUUGGAACAGUGUGGGCGCCGUUGUGGUGACCGAAGUUGUGGAUGCAGUCUGCAGAUGGAUUGUCUUCGAAGAGGAAUAA